UUUAUCUGCUUAAGGCAGAAAGGGGCGUCCUCCCAGCUCUGCUCGGCACCCCCCCUUUCCAGGCCCAGGGUCUGCAGUCCCGUCCCCCCUCCCCCCGUCCCCCCUCAAGCGCUGGGGCCGCCCGGGCCUCCGCCCGCAGCUGUUUGCUUUGGAGCCUUGUCAGGAAGGGGCCAGGGAGGGCCCAGUGCGCCCAGCAGGCGAGGCCCCCCCCCCCCCCGCUCCCCCCUCCUGUCCCGGCCUUUCUCCAGCCAAUGGCUCCAGCCGGCAGCGGCCUUGGGCCCAAGACCCACAGACACACUUGGCCGCUUCACAGAGGCCGGUUGGCCAAUCGCGCCGCGGCCUGCCCAGUGCCGGACACGCCAGUGCAGCCAUGGCCACGGCCAACAGCAGCAACGCCUCGGCACCCUCCUUCGGCUACGAGUACUACCUGGACUACCUGGACCUGCUCCCCGUGGACGAGAGGCAGCUGAGAGCCCACAAGUACUCGGUGGUGAUCGCCUUCUGGGCAAGCUUGGCCGCCUUCGUGGUUCUCCUCUUCCUCGUCCUGCUCUCCAUGUCCCGCCGGGCUCCCGCGGCCAGGAGCAGCGCCCCGCGCCACCCUGCGUGCCCCUGCGGCCUCCACGUCAGCCUCCCCUUCUGCAUCCGGAGGCACCCGCUGCUCCACAGGGCCUCCCAGGGGACCCCGACGGCCCCACCCAGCUCAGCCAGCGAGCCAGGCAGCAGGGCAUCCGGGCCCUCCGCCUCGCCCCUCACCGCCCCCCAGGCCCACCCUGCUCUCCUGUGGGAACGGGCCCUGGACGGGGACCCCCACGGCAUCAGCUGAUGUCGGGCACAGCCCAGCUGGCCUCCCACUGGAGACGGUUCUGCACCAGCGAACAGCGGCCACUCCGAGGGGCUCAAACCUGGACACGUGCCUCCUGAAAGCAGCAGCAGCACAGCUGCCAAGAACCACCACCAGGAGGCACAGCCGUGGGUGUGUGAACCCGCACUGGUCCCAGCAGCACCAGCCCCCUGGCCUGGCCGGGGAGCAGCCCCAACGGGGCAGAGCUUCAGUGCCCAGCUGCUUACUCACUCCCAUGCUCACUUCGGAAGCGUAGAAAAAGAAUAAACACAAAUAAAGAUUUAAUAG
Messenger RNA from Myotis daubentonii (Daubenton's bat), 1129 nucleotides. RefSeq names its product melanocortin 2 receptor accessory protein (gene MRAP). Gene Ontology annotation, biological process: regulation of adenylate cyclase-activating G protein-coupled receptor signaling pathway; protein localization to plasma membrane. NCBI's taxonomy places the organism in Eukaryota, Metazoa, Chordata, Mammalia, Chiroptera, Vespertilionidae. Gene Ontology annotation, cellular component: endoplasmic reticulum; plasma membrane. Gene Ontology annotation, molecular function: corticotropin hormone receptor binding; signaling receptor regulator activity; type 4 melanocortin receptor binding. The record is from RefSeq and is a predicted model, not a curated record.